CAAAGCAGGGAAGCAGAGCGAUGGCGUGAGCUUCAAACGCCUUUCAGUCAGAGACGUGGGCAUCGAUAGCAUCCUGUCUGCGGCCCAACGACUUCCUGACUUCCUGACAGCGGUGCCGUUGUUUCCAGACGACCAAUCACUGCCUCCCCUCUGGACGGUGGGGGGGCAGCCUGGAUCCUGGAUCCUGGACCCUGCCAGACCCUCUGAGAGCAUGGGGCCGAGCGUGGGGGCUCUGGAGCUGCUGGGGGCGGCCUUCUCCACCGGGGCCUGGCUCUGCUCCCUGGCCACCACCCUGAUGUCCACCUGGCUCACGCUGUCCACAGACCUGCUCCCCACCGAGAGCUACGAGCUGGGGCUCUGGGAGACCUGCGUGGUCCAGGACCUGGGCUCUCUGAUGUGCCGGCCCUACGACAGCCUGCUGGGACUCCCUCCGGACAUCAAGCUGGCCCGGAUCCUGAUGUGCUCGGCCCUGGGGUCCGGUCUGCUGGGGCUGCUGCUGGCCGUCCCUGGUCUGAGGCUGGUCAACGGCUGCUGCGUCCAGCUGGAGGACGCCGGCUGUAAGAGGGCUCUGAAGAUGGCGGGGGGGGCGCUGUGCGUGGUGGCGGGGGUCCUGGGACUCGUGCCGGUGUCCUACAUCGCCCACCUGACGGUCCUGAGGUUCUUUGACGAGUCCGUGCCGGACGUGGUCCCACGCUGGGACUUCGGGGACGCUCUGUUCUGCGGUUGGACGGCCGGUGUCCUCCACCUGGUGGGGGGGGCCCUGCUGCUGGCUUCCUGUCUGCAACUCCACAGACGGGACUCGAAUGUCCCCGUCCACAUCCCUCUGGUCGCCGUGGCAACAGGGGAACGGCGCCCGGCGAGGACCCGGACUGAGUACGUCUGAGAGACUCGGAAUAAAAGUUAAACGUUGGACUUUCCUUCAAUCAUCACGAUCGUGGAGAGAAGCUGUUUGUUUGUUUGUUUGUUUGUUUGCUGCUAUUAGUGGAAAAUAAAGAUGAGACGGAA
Messenger RNA from Mugil cephalus (flathead mullet), 1005 nucleotides. RefSeq names its product putative claudin-24. The transcript has a single exon. Gene Ontology annotation, molecular function: structural molecule activity. Gene Ontology annotation, cellular component: plasma membrane; bicellular tight junction. Gene Ontology annotation, biological process: cell adhesion; bicellular tight junction assembly. Lineage: Eukaryota; Metazoa; Chordata; Actinopteri; Mugiliformes; Mugilidae. The coding region runs from base 212 to 883 and encodes 223 amino acids. The record is from RefSeq and is a predicted model, not a curated record.